This is a messenger RNA of Erythranthe guttata (spotted monkey flower), 1024 nucleotides long. RefSeq lists its product as uncharacterized. Lineage: Eukaryota; Viridiplantae; Streptophyta; Magnoliopsida; Lamiales; Phrymaceae. The record is from RefSeq and is a predicted model, not a curated record.
ACUUUAUUUUUAUUCAAUGAUGGAGCAUGCAGCAUUUGAAAAGUCAUGCCCUCUAAUUUUCAUACUCCAACCAAUAGUAGUAGUACCCCUCCUAUAAAUCUCAUAUAGUGGGGGUAGUUGAUCAAAAUAAUAUAUUAGCUUCUUCUUCAUCAAAUUUACACACACACAAAAAAAAAAAAAAAAAAAAAAAAAAAUCAAGAACUGCAGAAAAUCGAUAUAUUUGUUAGUCAUGUUGAUCAAGGUAUACUUCAAUCCUCAAACCCUUGUCCUUAAUAAUAAUAGUCCCGUAUCGAACCGGGUUAUUAUAGUCACUCGUCGUUUCAAAGAAAAUCAACUAGGGUUCCAAAAUCCGAGCAGCUAUACAAGAUCAUUGCCAAGGCAUAAUCGCACUAAUCGAAGGAAGUAUGUCGUCUACAACGGUGUGCAACCAGGAGUUCCACCUUCAGGGCCGCCUCCUUCGAAUGUUUUGAGCUGGAUUUUAGCAGUAUCUAUAGCAGUAGUGAUACCUAUUGUCAAUUACAAAUGGGGACCAUUACUCAAAAAGAAAAUAGAAAGCGCGUUGCAGGUGACAGAAGAUGUGGUGGAAGCAGUGGAGAAAGUGGCGGCGGAAGUGGAGAAGGUGGCGGAGGACAUCGCCGAUGAUUUUCCGGAGGGCGGCAAAUUCAGAGAAGCUGUUGAUUUUGUCGAAAAAUUGGCUGAAACAACUGCAAAGGAUGCCGGAUUUCUUGAUGACUUUAUUGAUAAGGUUCAAGAAGAAGAGGACGAGGCAGAGUCCUUCGUUGAAUCUCUCAAGGAUGUUUCCGCGAGGUCAAAAACGAAGACCACCGAUCAAAAUAUUGAAGAAUUGCAAGAAAAGGAUGACACCAAGAAGAUUCAAGAGGAAUCAGUCAAACCCAGCAUAUAAUUUGUGGAAGCUUAUUCCAAUUUUAUUAAGAUUUCAAAGAUGUGUAUGAGAUUAAUAUAUUUGAUGUCGUAAGAAAUUAAAUGGAAAAGACCGUUUUGUCCUUUCCAACAUUCGGAUUUC